Argiope bruennichi is the source of this 6620-nucleotide messenger RNA. RefSeq names its product rho-associated protein kinase 2-like. Gene Ontology annotation, molecular function: small GTPase binding; ATP binding; Rho-dependent protein serine/threonine kinase activity. The transcript has 31 exons. Gene Ontology annotation, cellular component: cytoskeleton; cytoplasm. Lineage: Eukaryota; Metazoa; Arthropoda; Arachnida; Araneae; Araneidae. Gene Ontology annotation, biological process: regulation of cell junction assembly; cortical actin cytoskeleton organization; actomyosin structure organization. The record is from RefSeq and is a predicted model, not a curated record. The coding region runs from base 1 to 4101 and encodes 1366 amino acids.
AUGGACCGUGUAGAUGAUGUACACCGCAUAGAGCGGCUUUUAGAGCUUGAAAGUCGUAUAUCUGAUGUCAAGUCGGAAAUCAAUAUUGAUAGUCUGCUUGAUACUGUACAAGCUUUAUAUUUGGAUUGUUCCCACCCUGCACUAAGAAGGAUAAAGAACAUAGAAUCUUACGUGCAGAGAUAUGAAGAAGCUGCGCAAUUCAUUGAAAACUGCCGUAUGAAAGCAGAUGAUUUUUCUGUGAUAAAAACUAUUGGAAGAGGUGCAUUUGGAGAAGUACAAUUGGUUAGGCAUAAAUCUACAAAAAAAUUAUAUGCCAUGAAGCUUUUAAGUAAAUUUGAAAUGAUUAAACGCUCAGAUUCAGCAUUUUUCUUUGAAGAACGUUUCAUAUUAGCCCAUGCAAACAGUGAAUGGAUUGUGAAGCUUCAUUUUGCUUUUCAAGAUGCAAAAAAUCUAUUUAUGGUGAUGGAUUAUAUGCCUGGUGGUGACAUGGUAAAUUUAAUGUCUAAUUAUGAUGUGCCUGAAAGUUGGUCUAAAUUCUAUUGUGCAGAAUUAAUCCUUGCUGUUGAUGCUAUACAUCAAAUGGGUUUUGUACAUAGGGAUGUCAAACCUGACAACAUGUUGUUGGAUAAACAAGGCCAUUUAAAACUUUCUGACUUUGGAACAUGUGUACGAAUGAGUGAGGAUGGCUUGGUGAGGUCAGAUACUGCUGUUGGAACACCAGAUUACAUAAGUCCAGAAGUUUUAAAAAGUCAAAAUGGCAAUGGUGAAUAUGGCCGUGAAUGUGAUUACUGGUCUGUUGGAGUCUUUAUGUAUGAAAUCCUUAUAGGUGACACUCCUUUCUAUGCUGAAUCUUUGGUUGGCACAUAUGGUAAAAUAAUUGACCAUAAAAAUUCUUUAACCUUUCCUGAAGAUGUAGAAAUUUCUAAAGAAGCAAAAGAUCUGAUCUGCUCUUUUCUGACUGACAGGCAUGAGCGUCUAGGAAGAAAUGGAGUCGAAGAAAUUAAAAGGCACCCUUUCUUCAGAAGUGACGAUUUUACAUUUGAAAAUCUUCGAGAGUGCAUUCCUCCUGUGGUUCCUGAAAUCGUCACAGAUGAUGAUACCAGUAACUUCGACGAAAUUUCAACUGAAGAUAUUUCAGAAGAGAAGUUCCCAGCUACUAAGACAUUUGCUGGAAAUCAUCUUCCUUUUAUAGGAUUUUCUUAUUCUGGUGAUUAUCAGUUGAUGUCCCGAGGCAUAUCAAAUAAAAAUUCUGAUGAGGUAAAAAAUGCAGAAACACUAAAAAAGAUAGAAAAAUUAGAAGAGGAAAUUUAUAGUUUGAAUAGUUUAAAUGAUGAAUUGGAGAGAAAAUACAGGUUUUCUCUGAAACAACUUGAAAAUUUUGCUAACCAACAACAGAAUGUAUCUACUAUUGAAAAAGAAAAUCGGGAACUAGAAAAAGGUGUUGCCAUGCUGAAGCAUGAUUUAAAAGAAGUACAACGUAAAUUAGAGUAUGAAAUGGAAAAUAGGCGUAAUGCAGAAGAAAAGUUAGAGCAAUUAUCAAAUCGUAUAAAAGAAGAAAAAAUGCUGCGUGCUCAAGUUUCGGCUUCAAGUAGCCAAAUGAGUGAGAAAGUUUUUAACCUGGAAAAAGAACUGAAAGAAUUGAAUGAAAAAAUAAAAGUAGAAUCUGAAAACAAUUUGAAAUUAAAAAAGGCUAAUGCAGAAGCAUUACUUUGUAUUUCAAAUAAAGAUCAAAAUAUACAAGAACUGCAUGAAAAAAUAUCUUCCCUUCAUAAUUUGAAUCUUUCUAAAGAUAAAACUAUUCGAAACCUAGAAAUACAAUUUGAAGAAAGACUAGCUCAAGCAGCUGAAAGAAAUUCGGAAUUGGAGAGUCGUAAGCAUGCUUUGGAUUUGGAAUUAGAAAGGGUAUCCAAAAGAGAGAACAGUCUAAUUGCAGAAAAUCGAGAAAUUAAUAAUAAAUUUGUAGAGUUAGAAAAAAAUCAUGCUAUGCUAGUAUUGGAGUUGAAAAAUUUGCAAAAGAAACUGGAUGAAGAAGCUGCUGCCCACAGGAAAGAUUUAGAUAGCUUAACAGCAGAUAAAAAGAGGUUAUUAUCAUCUACAGAAGAAGCAAAUUUGGAGGCUUUGCAAGCUUUGCAAAUAAAAUUAAAUGAGGAGAAAGCACAAAGACAUAAACUAGAGCAGAUCACUGUAUCCAAGGAAAGGGAAGUAUCAAUGCUGACUGUUGAACAAAGGCAGCUAAAAUUACAGUUUCAGAAGUUGGAAAGUGAAUACAUGAAAGAAGUUGAGAAGGUGAAAGCUUUAACUCAGGAUUAUGAAGAAGAAUGUCAAAAGCGUUCAAAUCUGCAGUCUGAUAUAAACAGUCAUUUAUCAGAAAUCAGUAAGCUGAAAACCAAAGAGAAGCAACUACUUCAAGAGAUUAGUAGUCUUCAAGAAUCUAAAAAAUCUUUAGAAGAUGAAUUAAAUAAGAUGAAAAUGGUAAAAUCAAUGGAUGACUUACAGAUGAAAGAAUUAGAAGAUCAAUUAGAAGCUGAAACCUAUUUCUCAACUCUGUACAAAACCCAAGUAAAAGAACUGAAAGAAGAAGUUGAAGAAAAACAACAACUUGUUAUUGACUUUGAAAGUGAAAGGAGCAACAUGUAUCAUCAACUACAGUUAGCUGUUGCUCGUGCCGAUUCUGAAUCUCUUGCACGUUCCAUAGCAGAAGAAACCAUUGCAGAUCUAGAAAAGGAAAAAACUAUGCGCGAAUUGGAAUUGAAAGACAUGUUAUCUCGUCACAGAACUGAGCUGUCAAAUAAAGAGGCUGCAAUUUCAAAUUUGAAAGAUAAAGAAAAUGAAUAUAAAAAGACUGUUGAGCUUUUAACUCGGGAAAAAGAAGAACUGAAUGCAAUGGUUAUCACCCUUCAAGAAGAAUUAAAGAAUCUCAGAAAUGAAUCGGCAAAUGUUGAUGAUCAGAUUCAACAACUGAAUAAGCAAAUACAACAAGAACGUCUAUUAAAAUUGCAGGCUGUAAAUAAAUUGGCUGAAGUAAUGAAUAGAAAAGACUGGUCUGGCAAGAAAAAUAAAUCUAGUGCUACGUUUGAAUUAAGAAAGAAAGAAAAAGAAUGCCGAAAAAUUCAGCAGGAAUUAACUCUUGAAAAGGAAAAAUACAAUCAAAUGAUUGCACGCUUCAAUAAGGAGCUAUCAGAAAUGCAAGCUUUACUUUAUGAUGAAAGUCAAGCAAAAUUAAAAAUACAAAUGGAGCUGGAUUCCAAAGAUUCAGAAAUUGAACAGUUACAACAUAAAUUAGCACUUGUAAAUAGUGAAAAUGCUAGUUUCAGCAGUGGUAUAGAAGAUAAUGAUGAUGGAUUUCCUGAAAUGCGUCUUGAAGGUUGGCUAUCCAUUCCUAGCAAACAGAAUAUAAAGAGGCAUGGAUGGAAGAAACUAUAUGUUGUUGUCAGUAGUCGUAAAAUUAUAUUUUAUAAUAAUGAAGCUGAUAAGUUAAAUGCUGAUCCAGUCAUAAUAUUGAAUUUGAGUAAGUUAUUUCAUGUACGUCCUGUAACACAAGGAGAUGUUAUUCGCGCUGAAGUGAAAGAUAUUCCUAGAAUAUUUCAGCUUCUCUAUGCCGGUGAAGGUGAAAGCAGGAAACCCGGAGAUAGCUCACAUUUAGAAAUGUCAUUGCCAAAGGAUACUAUGCAGCUAGGUGCACUUGAACAUAAAGGUCAUGAUUUUGUAUCGAUAAACUUCCAUAUGCCAACAGCUUGUGAAGUGUGUCCCAAACCAAUGUGGCAUAUGUUCAGGCCUCCUCCUGCUUUAGAAUGUAGAAGAUGCCGUUUAAAAGUUCAUAAAGAUCAUUUAGAAAAGAAAGAAGACUUAAUUGCACCUUGUAAAGUAAAUUAUGAUCCUAACUCUGCAAGAGAGUUACUACUUAUGGCCAAUACUAUUGAAGAGCAACAAAUGUGGGUUUCUCGACUUCGGAAAAAAAUAGAGAAAUGUGGAUAUGCUGCGCAACAAGAAUCAAGAGGUGGUUCACCAAGGGCUUCUAUGCGUUCCACAAGUAAAUAUCAACCCCAAAAAUCUGCCACAUUGCCAUCCAAUGUAAUGUCUAAUUCAGCAGGAAGAAAAUAAAUGCCAUUUAUCCCAGCAGAUAUUUUUUGUAAAUGAUGUAUUUAAAAAAAUUAAUUUUUUACAGAAAUUAUUAUAAAUGAAAGUUUUAUUACAUGAAAAAAUAUAUACAUUAUAUUUUUUUGAUAUUUUACUGAGAUUGUGAGGGUUCAUUUCUUCCCAAUCUAGAUCUGAUCAAUCAGAGUUUUUUUUUUUUUUUUUUAAUUUAAUCUGUUUUGCUUAGCUUUAAAUAAUCAUAAAAUUAUUAUUUUUUUAUUUUGUAUCUUAUCAUAUUUAUUUCAAUAUGACCUCUGUGCGUUUUAUAUUCUUGAUUAGAAAUUACUUAAAUAAUUUUAUGAAAUAUUUUGAAUUAAUAUCUGAUUUCUUGGACAUAAUUUGUAAUAAUAUUCUGUGAAUGCAAUUAUUUUCUUAUUCAAUUAUAAGCUUAUUUUAAUACUUUGCUUUUGCAAUGUGUUAAAGAAUGAAAAAUUAUCUGUGAAUAUAUGCAAUUAUAUGUAUAAAUCUAAUUUUCAUGGAUAUCAAUUAGAUUGAAUUGAAUCCAUGUUAAUGUUUAUGUGAAAUCUAUUGUGUAUGUCUUAGUAACAAAAAAAAAUGUAUAAUGCAAAUAAUGUGUCAUUGUUCAAGACAGAAAGUGACAAUUACAAAGGGCAUCUAAUAUUAUGUUUCUUUUCUUACGUUUAUCCUUUUCAAUGCCUAGCCAACAUACUCUUAAAUUUGAGAGAUUGUUACAUCUUUGAUUCUUUCGUAUCUGUCCUGUAGGAAAUUUUUGGGACCAUUUUUAUAAAACACAGAAAUGUUCCAUCUAGAAUUCAUUAUACUUUUAAAAGUAUUGAUAAUGAGAAAUUAAACAUGGUUAUUAUAAUUUGUGAAAUGUUAAAAAAUGUCGUCGUUUUUAUAUUUGUAAGAAUUUUAUACAGGCUAAAUUAUCUUUGUAUGUCUUAAGGUUGUUAUACUAUAGUAUUUGCUUUUUCGCUGUAUAAUAUUUAAAUUAAAUUGCAACACUGUGUAACUUUUAGAGCACUGAAUUCAUUUAUCAUAAAAUAUCCUUUGCAGUCUUAUCCUAAAUGACUUAAUUAAAUUCCUAACCUUGCUUUUAUUGAAAAAUAAUCUAAACAAAAGCAUUCCAUUUCUUUUAUUAAAAAUAUAACAUCAUUUUUUCCAUCAAAAUUUAUGCCUUAAGCUGUUUUGAAAAUUUAAUUUGAAUGAUUUCAUGUAUUUUUACAAAAACGAAUUAAUUUAAUGGUUAUUAGAAUUUUAUUUUUUUUAUUUAAGCAGUUUAAAACAUUAGUUUAAUUUUAAUCCCAAAACUGUCAAUUAGCUUCCUUUAUAAUAUUAUUAUGAAUAACAAUUAUUUUCAAUUUUUAUAUCUUGGUCAGAUCAUUAUUUCAGAAUAAGUUAUUUGUCUUAUGAUUUUCAAAAGCACAUCAUUGAAUGACUUGCUUUUAGCAAAGAUACAUUUGAAGCAACUAUGUAAAAGAUUUUCUUAAAAAUAUCAAUUAUCCAUAUUUAUUCCACUAAUUAAGGCGAUAAACGAUUUUACGUAUUCAUUAGUUGCUAUGAGUACCUUUAUUUUAAAGUUUGUAAUUGCAUGAGCAUUUUAAUGCUACUCAGGAAUGAUGAAUGAUGGCUAUUUUUAUAUGAUGUUUAUGAGAAAUCAUAAUAAUUAUGUUGAACUAUUUGACGUUGAGACAAUUAUAUUAAUAAUCAAAGUAGAAUGCAGGAAUAUAGUACUUAUACAAUUUUUGGUAUUUUUUAAGAAGUGCCUAAUAUUAUGUAUAAUGUAUAUUAUGUGAAAUGUAUAGAAAACUCAAACUAUGAUUGUUAAAACAGCCUGUGAUACAUGUUUUUGAAAAGGGAACUUUGUAACAUAGCUUUUAACAAGUCUCAAAGUAGGUUUUUUUUUUUUUUUUUUUUUCGUUUGAGGGAAUAAUUAUACAUUUAGGGAUAUUAAAUUGGUUUUGACUUAAAUUGUACAUUUUUUUAAUUGCAAAAUCAUCUUCUUAUACAAUUAUUUGUUCAUGUGAAGCUUUUAAUUCAUUAACAUCAUGUUAAACUAUGAAGAAAAAAGAAUGUUUGUUUGCUUCUUUCUUAUUUUUUAAGUAAAAGAUGCUGCUAUAUAUUUGCUUAUUACUUUAAGGCAAUCAUAUAUCUUUUAAAUCAUAUAAGUUUUUAAUAUUAUUAUUAUUAUUAUUUUCCAAUUUUUGCAUAUUAGAAUGCUUUAAAAUUUUUUUAUUGUCUAGCAUGGAUUUGCGGUUUUAAUAUAUAAUUAGUAUAAUUCCAUAAUUAGCAUUAAGUAUGUACUUAAAUACUUUUAUAUUUAGAACAAAUUCCAUGUGUAUAGAUGAUUAUAUUAUUAAAGAUCAAUACAAUUCCACGAUAUAGUGGCAAAACUGCAUAAUAAAGAUAUGAUAACAAUUAACUAUAUUUUAAAAUAUUUAUAAUUUUGGUAAUUUAAAAUAUUAUUAGUUGAAAUGAUUUAGUUUACUUGUUUAUAACUUUUAUUUAAGGUAAUUAAUUUAGUA